GGCUCUAGAGCUCAGGCUCAGUAGUUGUGGCACACGGGCUUAGUUGCUCUGCGGCAUGUGGGAUCUAUCCCAGACCAGGGCUUGAUCCCGUGUCCCUUGCAUUGGCAGGCAUAUUCUUAACCACUGCGCCACCAGGGAAGUCCCUAUUUCUCACAUUUCUGGAGGCUGGGAAGUCUAAGAUCAAGAUGUCAGCAGACCCUUGCAAGUAUACACCUCAGGAUGGAGGCACUAUGGAUCCACUGGCAAAGAUCUUUAAAGGAGGUUUAGUAGCUGAACUUGUGGACACUUUUGGAGCAUAUAUUUUGUUUAAAAAGAUAAAAACAAGCCAAGAUUUCCGGCAAACUAUGAGGAAGAAAUUCCCCUUCAUCUUGGAAGUUUAUUACAAAUCCAUUGAACACUCUGGAAUGUACGGAAUCAGAGAGCAAGAUCAAGAAAAGUGGCUGAACAGCAAAAAUUAG
This is a messenger RNA of Physeter macrocephalus (sperm whale), 458 nucleotides long. RefSeq names its product protein CEBPZOS-like. The transcript has a single exon. The record is from RefSeq and is a predicted model, not a curated record. Lineage: Eukaryota; Metazoa; Chordata; Mammalia; Artiodactyla; Physeteridae. Bases 186 to 458 code for a protein of 90 amino acids.